Capsicum annuum is the source of this 1239-nucleotide messenger RNA. Its product is annotated as GDT1-like protein 4. The coding region runs from base 237 to 923 and encodes 228 amino acids. Lineage: Eukaryota; Viridiplantae; Streptophyta; Magnoliopsida; Solanales; Solanaceae. Gene Ontology annotation, biological process: calcium ion transmembrane transport; manganese ion transmembrane transport; Golgi calcium ion homeostasis. The record is from RefSeq and is a predicted model, not a curated record. Gene Ontology annotation, molecular function: manganese ion transmembrane transporter activity; calcium ion transmembrane transporter activity. The transcript is spliced from 13 exons. Gene Ontology annotation, cellular component: Golgi apparatus.
AAAACCUUUUGUUAUACCCCAAUACCACGCGCUUUGUCUUUACAUAAACGUACCGUGUCGUACACGAGCCAAUUAUUUUUUUCAACAACUCUGAGAGAGCUCAAACAAACUCGAUCCCCCUUCACACAAUUUAUAUAUAUAUAUAUAUUAUUCAUUUGACUUCAUUAUUCUUAAGCCAUAAAUAUUAGUAAUUGCUCUCUCAAAGCUUGACUUUCGAGGAGCAAUUCAAUAUCAAUAUGAGUCUUUCUGUGGCACAGGGUUUUACGAAGUCACUAGCGAUGACUGUACUGUCUGAGAUCGGAGACAAGACUUUCUUCGCCGCGGCGAUCUUGGCUAUGCGUCAUCCUAGGAGACUCGUCUUAUCAGGUUGCCUUGGGGCUUUAAUUGUAAUGACCAUUCUGUCCGCCGUCGUUGGUUGGGCUGCUCCCAACUUGAUCUCCCGUAAAUGGACCCAUCAUAUUACAACACUGCUGUUCUUGGGAUUUGGAGUAUGGUCUUUGUGGGACGCAUUCCACGAUGGGGACGAUGAGGAGUUGGCUGAAGUUGAAGCACAGCUGGACGCUGAUCUAAAAGCUAAUGGUGGAGCAACUAAGGAGAAGAAUCAGGAUUCUGACGAUUUAAAGAAGCAGAGGCGGCCUCUUCUCGCUCAAUUCUUCUCACCCAUCUUUCUGAAGGCAUUUUCAAUUACCUUCUUUGGUGAAUGGGGUGACAAGAGCCAGCUUGCUACCAUUGGUUUGGCUGCCGAUGAGAAUCCACUAGGAGUUGUUCUUGGCGGAAUACUGGGACAAGCUUUAUGUACUACAGCUGCUGUCCUAGGAGGAAAAAGCCUCGCAUCUUCAAUAUCCGAGAGAAUAGUGGCACUUGCUGGUGGAUUUCUAUUCAUUGUUUUCGGAAUUCAGUCCAUCCUUUCACCAGUCGAGUAACCAUGGCAUUUUAUCUUAUGAAUAGUUACCCGGUUCUCCGGAAGUGAACGAUGGUCUAGUUGCACCCGAUAUGAAGGUACAACGAUUAUAUAAAAGCAAAAAAGUCGCGAAAACACUAUUCAAUUGUUCCAUUAAUUUAGACUAAGGCUCCGGGUUUGGCCCAAGGCGGACAACCACUAUUUUUAACCCUUUCACCGAAAGUCAAAUAUGUAGACAAAUUGCAAUGGACAGUAGAUACUAUUUAUUUGCUUGUGACAAGCUUGUUUUCAUGAGCCCAUUGCACCAUUUUUAUGUACUAUGGUUGUUUAUUCUUCAA